AUGCCUCAAGCCUCAGCACUGGACAACCCAGCCGCACAGGGCGCCCCAUACUACACGCCCGCCCAAACACCACCCUCAGGUACAUCAACAACCAAAAACCCACCAACCCUCUUCCAACCCCUCAAAAUUCGAGGCACAACCUUCCAAAACCGACUCUUCCUCGCCCCACUAUGCCAAUACUCCGCGUCCAACGGGCACGCCACAGACUGGCACCUGACACACCUGGGCGGGAUAAUGCAGCGCGGGCCCGGCCUCUCGAUAAUGGAAUCCACGGCCGUCCAAAAAGAAGGCCGCAUCACGCCCCAAGAUAUCGGACUGUGGCAAGAUAGCCAAAUCGAGCCGCUGGCACGCAUUGUGCAGUUUGCGCACAGCCAAGGCCAGAAGAUUGGGAUCCAACUUAGCCAUGCGGGCCGGAAAGCUAGUACCGUUGCGCCGUUUGUUUCGAUGAAUGCGACGGCUGGUAAGGAUGUGGGCGGGUGGCCUGGGGAUGUUUGGGGCCCGUCUGCGAUUCGUUUCAAUGAAGAGUAUCCUGAGACGAGGGAGAUGGGGAUUGAGCAGAUUGAGGAGUUCAAGAGGGCGUUUGUUGCUGCUGCUAAGAGGUCUGUGCGGGCUGGGUUUGAUGUUGUGGAGAUUCAUGCUGCGCAUGGGUAUUUGAUUCAUCAAUUCUUGAGCCCAAUUAGCAACAAGCGCACCGAUGCUUAUGGUGGAUGCUGGGAGAAUAGGACGAGGUUGGUGUUGGAGAUUGUUGAUCUUGUUCGUCAGGCAAUUCCGGAGACUAUGCCGCUAUUCCUGCGGAUUAGUGCGACGGAUUGGUUUGAUCAUUUGGUUGACGAGUUUGAGAGUUGGACGGUUGCUGAUAGUGUGAGGCUUGCGCCUAUUCUUGCGAGGAGAGGUGUGGACUUUUUGGAUGUUAGUUCUGGCGGUGUGCAUCCCAUGCAGUCAACGAGUAUCAAGUCUGGGCCAGGAUAUCAGGCGCCUUUUGCGCUUGAGAUCAAGAAGGCAGUUGGUGAUCAAAUGAUUGUCUCGGCUGUUGGUGGGAUCAAGACUGCUCAGCUUGCUCAGCAGCUUCUUGACGAUGGACUGGAUGUUGUGAUGUGUGGACGGUGGUUCCAGAAGAAUCCUGGUUUGGUGUAUGCGUUUGCGGACGAGCUUGAGGUCGAUGUGAAGAUGGCAAACCAGAUCGCCUGGGGGUUCAAGGGGCGGGCGCGGAAGCAGAACGAAGAAUGA
Molecule: messenger RNA, 1227 nt
Organism: Penicillium soppii
Lineage: Eukaryota; Fungi; Ascomycota; Eurotiomycetes; Eurotiales; Aspergillaceae
Product: NADH:flavin oxidoreductase/NADH oxidase
Exons: 1
Coding region: 1-1227 (408 amino acids)
Cellular component (GO): intracellular anatomical structure
Molecular function (GO): NADP binding; FMN binding; NADPH dehydrogenase activity
Source: RefSeq, a predicted model, not a curated record